Miscanthus lutarioriparius is the source of this 261-nucleotide messenger RNA. Lineage: Eukaryota; Viridiplantae; Streptophyta; Magnoliopsida; Poales; Poaceae. The record is from the annotation of a GenBank genome assembly.
AUGAGGCGGACGGCGGCGUUGCUAUCUACCCACGGCGGCCGCAGCAUCCCGCGGGCGCUCGCCGACGUGCUCGUCUGCCCACUCUCCAAGCAGCCUCUCAGGUACUGCGAGGCCACCGGGUCUCUGGUCAGCGACGCCGCCGGGGUGUCCUUUCCGGUACUUGAUGGGAUCCCUUCUCUUGUACCAAAAGAUGGAAAGUUACUCGACGACCAAGAAGUGAAAUCAGAACAAGAGUCCAGCACUACGGAUUCUUCUGGUUGA